AUGAAUAGUGUCAAGCCGAAACUCCGAUGGGAGGAAAUUGUCCAGUUCGUUCCUAGAACGAAUUCCGGUCCUCCAUACAAACAACCUAACUUCAUGACAAAGCACUCGUGGAAUGACAGUAGCACCUUACUAGUGAUUCCAAAAAAGAAACCACAGUUCCAGUUCGAUCCCACCAAGUACUUUGAGCUCCCGCGCCCAAUGUACAAAUCUCCAGUCAUUGUAUACAGCACCCCGCCCGAUGAUCUACCUCCAAGACCCAGAGGUCGCUCUGCCACCCAGGGCAACGGUGUUCUUAAUCUAGACAUGCCGCAAACAACACGUCCUGAAGCGCAUGAUGUAGUUCCGGCUGUAUCUUCGAGUAUUUUACCUGAUCACAGCAGAAACACCACCGAGAGUGGUUCGAAGCCCGUCGAAAAAGAUAACUCUCCCUCAACCGUUAUUCACAGCCCACAUCUCAAGAUUUGUGAGGACGAUACAUUCAGUGCAGCUCUAGCUGAAGAGACGGUGCUCACGAGCAGUGACGAAUCUUUAAACAACAACAAACACGUAGCAAUCGUAACCUAUGCCGAUCAAAAAAGCGAUGUACUUAUUCACGAGAUGGAAGAGCGUGUACAGGACUCUAAGUUGCCGGUGCUGUUGGAACGUGGUCUUUUGGAGAGUCAGUCCUCAAGCGUUGGCGCUGAAAUACCUUCCGAGUCGUCGUCAUCCACCCAGCUCCCUCUGGAGAUAGUUGAUCUGGAUGUAGAGAAAGACAUCAAAGAGGUACACCCAAAGGACGAGGAAAAGGAUAAGAAUAUCCAUAUGUCGGCAGACAGUACCAGCCUCGGGCCAGUUUCUUCUCCAGACAUCACCCCAAAGUCAACAUUUUAUUGGGCGGACGAUGUCAUCGACGAAGAAGAAGCCCAACCCACCGAAACAUUCACAUGGAUGGAGCAGGUGACCAGGUACACUAGGCAUAUCACCCCAAAGAGUGAUUUAUCAGAUGUGAAGGGGCCUCAAAUCGCCGAGGUCAUUACCCCUGCCCAUGGUUACUUUACCGGACGCCGAAGGGCAUUAGUCCUGACCACUGUAGGGAUUGGAGCCGAUAUCUUUACCAGCUGGGACAACACUAUCAUGAGGACGAGAAAAAAGAAGCUCUCGGUCAUUCUCGAGGAACCGGUUUCUGGACUUAAAGGUUUCUUCUCGAACCGUGAGGAAUUUCUUGACAACUGUUCAAUGCUUGCGGAGGUAAAACGGAGAGAGGUUAUUUAUGAGAAUAAGGAGGAUAAGGUUGGGAAGGCUGAUGCUGAUGCACGAUCACUUUGUUCAGGUAUAGGUGUUCAUGACCUCCUAACACAACGUGUCUACAUCCAGGUAGAGGAAACAUCUUCGGAUGAGGGUGUCAGCUCUGCCGCAUUCAUCACCGGUGGGGCGGGUGCAAAAAACGAUAUAUUACCACAAACUGCCACCCCAGACAUCGCGGCAGAAACGGAGAACGCCGCCAUCAACGAAUACAUUGUUACCGGAGAGGACACACCAAAGAACUGCGAGGUAUCAAAGACUGCAGUAGUCAACCGCGAGUGGUCAUUGGUCUUUCUUUUGUUAUUGAUCACACUCGGGCUUUUUCAGAUUAUGCCAUAA
Molecule: messenger RNA, 1620 nt
Organism: Morchella importuna
Lineage: Eukaryota; Fungi; Ascomycota; Pezizomycetes; Pezizales; Morchellaceae
Exons: 1
Coding region: 1-1620 (539 amino acids)
Source: RefSeq, a predicted model, not a curated record